Aspergillus viridinutans is the source of this 1290-nucleotide messenger RNA. RefSeq names its product Gfo/Idh/MocA family protein. The record is from RefSeq and is a predicted model, not a curated record. Gene Ontology annotation, molecular function: nucleotide binding. The coding region runs from base 1 to 1290 and encodes 429 amino acids. NCBI's taxonomy places the organism in Eukaryota, Fungi, Ascomycota, Eurotiomycetes, Eurotiales, Aspergillaceae. The transcript has a single exon.
AUGAAGAAAUACGCUCUCAUCGGCACCGGCGGCCGCGCCAUGUUCUUCUACACGGCCAUUGUGCGCGACUUUGCCACCACCGCUCAACUGCUCGCCUUUUGCGAUACCAACACCACGCGGAUGGCAUACGCCAACAGUCGGCUGGAGGCACUCGGCCACGCGCCGGUCCCAACCUACCUCGCCAGCGACUUCGACAAGAUGAUCGCAGACACCAAACCGGACGAGAUCAUCGUGACGACCAUCGACCGCACGCACCACCAGUACAUCAUCCGCGCGCUGGAGCUCGGCUGCAACGUCAUCACCGAAAAGCCCAUGACGAUCGACGCGCCCCGCUGCCUGGCCAUCAUCGACGCCGUCAACCGCACACAGCGCCAGGUCCGAGUGACAUUCAACUACCGGUACGCGCCGCAUAACAGCAAGAUCGCGGCUCUGCUGGCCUCCGACGCGAUCGGGCAAGUCCACUCUGUGCACUUUGAGUGGAUGCUCAACACGUCGCAUGGCGCCGACUAUUUCCGGCGGUGGCAUCGCGACAAGCGUAACAGCGGCGGAUUACUGGUGCACAAGUCGACGCAUCACUUCGACCUGGUGAAUUUCUGGCUGCGGACGAGGCCGGAGAGUGUCGUCGCGAUGGGGGAUCUGCGCUUCUACGGGAAGGAGAACGCGGAGCGCCGGGGCGAGACGCGGUUCUAUGCCCGGGCGAGAGGCAGCGAGGUGGCUAGGUCGGACCCGUUUGCGCUCGAUCUGGAAGGAAAUGCGCAGCUGAUGGCGCUGUAUGCGGAUGCGGAGCAUGAGGAUGGGUACUAUCGGGACCAGAGCGUGUUUGGCGAUGGGAUCAGUAUUGAGGAUACGAUGGGGGUGAUGGUGCGGUAUGAGAGUGGCGCGGUCCUGACGUAUAGCCUGACGGCGUAUGCACCCUGGGAGGGGUUCCGGGUGAUGUUCAACGGGAGCAAGGGCCGGCUGGAGGUGGAGGUGGUGGAGCAGUCGUAUGUCAAUUCGGGUGGGGAGCAGGCGAUGGAGGGUGCGUUGGAAAGUAUGACGAUUCUUCUGCGGCCCAUGUUCGGGAAGCCUGUUGAGAUUGAAGUCCCGACGGGUCAGGGGGGGCAUGGUGGGGGAGAUCCUCAGCUGCUGAAGGACUUGUUUGGUAGUGAGGCUAUAGAGGAUCCGCUGAAACGUGCUGCAACGCAUCUCGACGGUGCAUGGUCGAUUGCUACCGGUAUUGCUGCGAAUGAGUCGAUGCGCCGGGGGCAGGUUGUGCGCGUUGAUGAGGUGAUGAAGCUGCCAAUCAUCUAG